GUUGUUGUUGUUACCAUUGAUAGUGUGUUUGUAAAUUGUGUAAUAAACUACACGUGUGUUUGUCAUCCUAUUGUCAAUAAUUGGAUUGCAUUUUAAUGUCACAACUAUUGACUAAUUUAUACAAAUUGUAAGGACAGGUAGUUAUGUAAAUCGGACACUACCUGCUAGUCCUACUGUAGAUGAUAUAGACUAUUCAAAUGUUUUCAAAGUUUAAAGGCAUCAAAUCGUAUGAAACAGACGACAAACUGUUGGCCGAAGAUAGCAAUAGUAUGCCCGCCGUUAUUGUCAAUGAUGUCGAUAGCAGUAAAAAUGGUUCACCUGUUGUUCAUCAAGAGAUUAUGACCACUGAAGAUCAUCGGCCGAUGAAAAGACUGCGUACAACAAGUGGUGGUUGCGAUGAUUUGGAUUCUUCGGUGGCGUCAACCACUAAAUUGGUGUCCAACGAGAAACGAUUGAAGACAUUGAAAGAUAAACAAGAUUUUGAUAAACGUCAGCAACUGUUGGUCAAAGAGGCCAUCAGUGGCGAUAAACGACAAAACAAACGUAUUGUUUUUACUGAUGAUGACGACAAUGACACCAAAGCAAAUGAUGAGUUAUUUGGUGGUAAAGUGAAUGACUAUUUGUCACAAAUAAGACGGGAAUCAAGUGAUGCUAAUAAUGGAUUGAAAGCCACUAAUAAAAAGCCGACGAUUUCACUGUUUGAAAGCGAUUCCGAUGAUAAUGAUGGCAGUGGUGAUGAUAAUGUUGAUGUCAAAGAGUUUGAGAGCAAAUUAAAUACGAAGAUUAGCGAUAAAAAUGUCGAAAAACUGAUUGAAUUGAACUCCCGGUUCGCACAUGACGUUAGAUUCAAAAUUGAUGAAAGAUUUUUGGAUCAAAAUGAAGAUAACGAUGAAGAAGAAGGAGAUGAGUUUGAAACUGAAAAGCAAAAGAAUCUGAAUUUAUUGGAAUCAGUUUUGAACAAAACAAACAUCAAGUCGUCUAUAAUAAAGAUCAAAGACAAGUCAUCGCAAAAGCUUAAUGAAGAUAAUCUAUUUAUUUCACGAUUUGAUCCCAAAGGUGCUAAUCCUUCGGCUUUUGAAGUGACGAUACCAUCCGAUGAAAAUGUGUUAAAAUCAUCAAAGAAAGUAACAUUUGAUGAAUCGGUUCUAAAUAAAGAUGAAUCUAAGAAUGAAGUGUCAAAAGAGGUCUACUAUGAAGUUAGUUCUGAUCUGAAGGAGUCCUUCUCCAAAAAGGGAGAAAACUUUUCGUUAACACAACUGUUUGGCACAAGUAGUAGUGCACCGGAUAGUGAUGAAGAUAACGACACAGAAGAGCCGGCAAUUGUUAAACCUAUUACUUAUGAUAAAUUGGAUCCGAAAAAAGCAAAAUCAUUGCCAAAUCCUUUCCGAUACGACAGCAGCAGUAGUGAUGAUGAAGUAGAAGUAGAUGACGUAAAUCAUGUAAAGAUAAUCAAAAACACUAGUGAUGUAACUCAAGUGCCGGAAAAACCAUUGCCAAAUGGUUUCAAAUUUUUUUUCACUAAAAAUGAUUGUCGUUUCGAUGAAGACAUCUUCUAUAGCAAAGAGGCUAUCGAUAAGGCAAAGAAUAGUUGGAAAGACAGGCAGACAAUGAUUAUACGAUCGAUGGGUGUCCGCAAACGGUCGGCCAAAAAGAAUAAAAAGGCAGACAACAAAUGGAUGGUUAAGUUCAAGAAGAAUGGUUACCAAAAAAGAUUUGGUUAUAAUCAGAGAAAGUGACAAAAAUAAUAGUAAUAAUUAAUGAUUUUUUUAAAAA
This is a messenger RNA of Oppia nitens, 1773 nucleotides long. RefSeq names its product nucleolar protein 8-like. The transcript has a single exon. NCBI's taxonomy places the organism in Eukaryota, Metazoa, Arthropoda, Arachnida, Sarcoptiformes, Oppiidae. The coding region runs from base 198 to 1736 and encodes 512 amino acids. The record is from RefSeq and is a predicted model, not a curated record. Gene Ontology annotation, molecular function: RNA binding.